AUGUCGACUCUACACAAUGUUGCUAUCAUCGGUGCUGGCCUUUCUGGUCUGGCACUAGCUCUUGCUCUCCAUCGCCGGUCUAUCCCAUGUACAAUUUACGAGGCCCGAUUUGCGCCGCUAGAUAUUGGAGGCGCGAUUAUGCUGUCUCCCAAUUCACUCCGCAUCCUUGAUAGCCUCGGAGCAUAUCAACGUAUUCGACCGGAGGCAUACGAGUUCGAUAACUUAUAUUUUCGCUCUCCUGAUGACGAGCUGAUCGACACAUACGAGUUUGGACACGAGAGGUACGGCUACCACGGCCUGCGGGUCUACCGGCAUGUCCUCAUCAGGGUGCUCUCAGCACUGGCCGCAGAGGCGAACAUCCCAGUUCAGUACAAUAGGAAGUUUCUUGAGGUGAUUUCUGAGACAGAGUCAGAUGUAACCUGGCGGUUUGAUGACGGCACUACAGCGUCAGCAACCUGUCUGGUGGGCGCUGAUGGGAUCCAUUCGAGAGUCCGAAAAUACCUGUACCCGGAUUUGGAACCGAAAUUCACAAACACAGUGGGAGUGACAGCUGCAGUUCCAGCUAGUCAAUUGAUGGCCCCCGAUGGGUAUGAAAUGCCGGUUACCAUUAUGAACAAGACGCACUGUGCCUUUGUGAUUGCGCCACAGCUGAGUGAUGGGUCUGAGGUCCUGAUCGGGAGACAGAAGCGUGCUCCGCAACUGGAUCGACAGGGCUGGGAUCGACUUCUGCGAGAUAAGCAGUGGUGUGUGGAUUUCUUGCGAGACGGAGCCGGUGAUUUCCCGGUGAUUGUGCAGCGCGCGGUGUGGCAGACCACCCCGGAUAAGAUUAACUUAUGGCCAUUUUACGUUGUUCCUAAGCUAGACCGAUGGAUUUCGCACUACUGCCGAGUAAUCAUCCUGGGCGAUGCAGCACAUGCUAUCCCUCCCAGUGCGGGGCAGGGGAUCAACCAGGCUUUCGAAGAUGUCUAUACGUUCUCGCUGAUCGUGGCUGGGGGGAGAAAUGACAUCUCCCUGGAGCAGGGCUUGAAGGUGUGGCAGCAAGGACGGCAAGAGCGAGUCGACAAGGUGCUGCAGCUCAACGAACAGAUUGAUAGACGCCGAAUGCCGAAGCAAAGUGAAGAUGAGCAGUCGGACGCCCACCAAGCUUUUGACUUGGACUGGCUGUAUAGACCAGAUUUUGACGCGAUGGUGGAGGAAUGGCUCCAGAUGCCCAACCCGGCGCUUGGCUGGUCAAGUACCUAG
This is a messenger RNA of Aspergillus alliaceus, 1242 nucleotides long. RefSeq names its product FAD-dependent oxidoreductase. The record is from RefSeq and is a predicted model, not a curated record. The transcript has a single exon. Bases 1 to 1242 code for a protein of 413 amino acids. Lineage: Eukaryota; Fungi; Ascomycota; Eurotiomycetes; Eurotiales; Aspergillaceae. Gene Ontology annotation, biological process: secondary metabolite biosynthetic process. Gene Ontology annotation, molecular function: FAD binding.